Sander lucioperca (pikeperch) is the source of this 1351-nucleotide messenger RNA. It is a transcript of the gene ncbp2, whose product is annotated as nuclear cap binding protein subunit 2. The transcript is spliced from 5 exons. Gene Ontology annotation, biological process: mRNA cis splicing, via spliceosome. The record is from RefSeq and is a predicted model, not a curated record. NCBI's taxonomy places the organism in Eukaryota, Metazoa, Chordata, Actinopteri, Perciformes, Percidae. Gene Ontology annotation, cellular component: nuclear cap binding complex. Gene Ontology annotation, molecular function: RNA cap binding. Bases 131 to 625 code for a protein of 164 amino acids.
AAAAAAUAAAAAUAAAAAAAAAAAAGUUCUUAAAGGAUGGACAGGCACAUGGACCGGAACCGGAAAAGCGAAACAGUUGCAAAGCUGCGGACCGCUGCGUACCGUACCGGCUAUCUGUGACUUCUUCACAAUGUCUGUUAAAUUAAACGCGUUGUUUAGCGAUUCUUACGUUGACAUUAGUCAAUACAGAGACCAACAUUUUAAGGGUAACCGCUAUGAUCAGGAGAAGCUGCUGAAGCAGAGCAACACUUUGUAUGUUGGGAAUCUGUCCUUCUACACCACUGAGGACCAGGUGCAUGAGAUAUUUUCUAAAAGUGGAGACGUCAAGCGCAUCAUCAUUGGCCUGGAUAAAGUCAAGAAGACAGCCUGCGGAUUCUGCUUUGUGGAAUACUACACACGUACAGGUGCAGAAAAUGCCAUGCGCUUCAUUAAUGGCACGCGGCUGGACGACCGUAUCAUAAGGACAGACUGGGACGCCGGCUUCAAGGAGGGACGGCAGUACGGCCGCGGCAAAUCUGGAGGACAGGUGAGAGAUGAGUACAGGCAGGACUACGACCCAGCCAGAGGCGGCUACGGUAAGCUGGCUUCGCAGCAUCGACCCACAGAGGCACAGAACACCUUUUAGGCUGAACCCCACCACAGUAGUCUGCCUGGACUACACAGAGCCCCACCCUCAGUCCUGGACCAGAUGAAUUCUUCAACACUGCCACAACAUGCUACCACAGACUGUUUGUUCAAACUCUACAGCAGGUCUGCAUGGACCACUGGACCCCAGAAAUUAGCAGCUGUUAUUUAUUUUGUUUUCUGUUCUGACUGCCUCUCUGACUUCCAUACCUGCUAUCGGUCUACAUGGUAGCACAGGCCAAAACCCCAAGGUUACAAUGUGAUUUUAAGUCAUGUUUUCAUUGUCCUGCGUCAGGGAAUACCAUACAUUUCUCUACUGGCUGGGAAAGGCUCUGGUAGCAUGUAGUGACUGGGUUGAUGAUGAAUCAAAUAUCAAGACAAAAAAAAUAUAUCUUGUCGAGUCGCCAUCUCUGGUGAAAAAUAAUGCUCUGCUGAAGUAAUAGUGAGGAAGCAUUCUGUUGUCAUCUUAACUGAUUUCCACGAAUGAAACUGUGUCCCAAAUUGGGUAUACUUUUUUAAAUAAAGAUUUUUUUUUUGACAUUUUCGACGAGUGAUAUUGUUAAUUUUUCCUAAGUACAAUGUAAUCCUAGUAAAGGUCUAGUUAUCCAACGGUCUGUGCUUAACAUUGUGAAUGUCAUUCAGCAGACUUUUCACGGGAGAAUAAUAUUACAUGUAUAUAAAUGCAUAUUUAGCAAAUAAGUGUAAUAUGAUUAAACCUGCAAUAACA